This is a messenger RNA of Medicago truncatula (barrel medic), 1263 nucleotides long. Its product is annotated as 2-hydroxyisoflavanone dehydratase. Gene Ontology annotation, molecular function: hydrolase activity. NCBI's taxonomy places the organism in Eukaryota, Viridiplantae, Streptophyta, Magnoliopsida, Fabales, Fabaceae. The transcript has a single exon. The coding region runs from base 49 to 1020 and encodes 323 amino acids. The record is from RefSeq and is a predicted model, not a curated record.
GUAACCUAUUAACCUUCUCUGUUCUACUCUCUUCACUUCCCUUCAUCAAUGGCUUCUUCAACCAAAGAGAUAGACAGAGAACUUCCACCUCUUCUCCGUGUCUACAAAGAUGGAACAGUUGAACGUUUCUUAGGCUCUAAAAUCGUACCACCAAUCCCUCUUGAUCCUGAAACAGGUGUCUCAUCAAAAGACAUAACCUUUUCACAAAACCCAUUAAUCUCUGCACGUAUUCAUCUUCCAAAACUCACCAACCAAACUCAAAAGCUUCCAAUCUUAGUUUACUAUCAUGGUGGUGCUUUUUGUCUUGAAUCAGCUUUCUCUUUUCUUCACCAACGUUACCUUAACAUCAUUGCUUCACAAGCAAAUGUUCUUGUUGUUUCUGUUGAAUAUAGACUUGCACCAGAACACCCUCUUCCUGCUGCAUAUGAUGAUGGUUGGUUUUCUCUCAAAUGGAUCACUUCUCAUUCCAUCAACAACAUCAAUAACGCUGAACCAUGGUUAAUCAAAUACGGUGAUUUUGACCGUUUUUACAUUGGUGGUGAUACUUCAGGUGCAAAUAUUGCACAUAAUGCACUUCUUCGUGUUGGUAAUGGUGUUGAAACUUUACCUGGUGAUGUGAAAAUUAGAGGAGCAUUACUUGCUUUUCCUUUGUUUUGGAGUUCGAAGCCGGUUUUGUCAGAAUCAGUUGAAGGGCAUGAACAAAGUUCACCUAUGAAAGUAUGGAAUUUUGUGUAUCCUGAUGCACCUGGUGGGAUUGAUAACCCUUUGAUCAAUCCUUUGGCUAUUGAUGCUCCAAGUUUGGAUAUUAUUGGUUGUCCUAAGAUAUUGAUUUUUGUUGCUGGGAAUGAUGAUUUAAGAGACAGAGGGAUUUGGUACUAUGAUGCUGUUAAGAAAAGUGGUUGGAAAGGUGAUGUGGAACUUGUUCAUGUUGAAGGUGAAGAACAUUGUUUUCAGAUUUAUCAUCCUGAAACUCAGAGUUCUAUUGAUAUGGUCAAACGUAUUGCUUCUUUUCUUGUUUGAUUUGAAGAGGGUCAUUAGGUAAUUUUAUUGUUGAUUUUUGUAAUAAAUUGGAGAUGGGGUUGCUGAAUUCAUGAUCAAUUUUAAUUAUCCUGUUUUGUUUAUAUGGGAUAUUCAAUUCAAUGAAUUUCAUAUUUGUCUUUUAUACUGCAAUCACGACAAUCAUGAUAUUGGUGUACUUACUAUUUUUAUUAUAGUGUAAUAAAAAAAAAGUUAAUUUAGUCACAAAUUUGUAUUCUUCUGUAA